AUGGAUAGACCAGAGACUGAACCGGAGCAUGAACAGAUUGUUGAGGUGGUGAUGCUGCUUGCCAAGCUUGAAGCAAGGGAGUUUGAUAUGUUGGAAGCAGAUGGUUGUAUUGUUGUUGAAAGGGGAAGCAACUUUCAUCAAAAACAACAUGUCUCGAGAUGUGUUGGAGAACCUGAGAAUUUGCAUGUCCAAGCCGAUGGUGCCAAGUAUCUUCAGAGGCUGUACAUUGUCGAUUUGAAAAGAGUGCCACAAAUUCUUGAUUCUCCAAAGUGUAUAACCCUCUAUUUCGUGGACCCUUUGCUACCACCUUCUGAGUUGAUUGGACGUUCACCAACAAUCAAGCAAAGGCUUGAAAUUGCAAACGAGGCGGUUGUGGAAAUGGCAUUGGAAGCCAAUUUAGGUUGCAUCAAGCAAUGGGGAAGGCCAGUGGAAGACAUCACUCACAUUGUCUACGUCUCCUCGAGCGAGAUCCGAUUACCUGGUGGGGACCUAUACCUCUCAGCGAAGCUAGGCCUGAGGAAUGACGUGAACAGAGUGAUGCUCUAUUUUCUGGGAUGCUACGGAGGUGUGACUGGCCUCUGCAUGGCCAAAGACAUUGCUGAGAACAACCCGGGAAGCCGUGUUCUGCUCACAACCUCUGAAACCACCAUUCUCGGGUUUCGCCCACCAAACAAAGCUCGUUCGUACGAUCUAGUUGGAGCUGCUCUGUUUGGAGAUGGUGCAGCUGCUGUGAUCAUCGGAGCUAACCCGAAAGAGUGUGAAGCUCCUUUCAUGGAGCUGCACUAUGCUGUUCAGCAGUUCUUGCCAGGGACACAGAACGUGAUCGACGGGAGGUUGUCAGAGGAAGGCAUAAAUUUCAAGCUAGGACGAGACCUCCCGCAGAAGAUAGAGGAGAACAUAGAGGAGUUCUGCAAGAAGCUGAUGGGAAAGGCUGGUGAUGAGUCGAUGGAGUUCAAUGACAUGUUCUGGGCUGUUCAUCCAGGGGGACCUGCGAUUCUGAACAACGUGAGCAGCAACACGAUACUGUAUGUGAUGGAGUAUAUGAGAGAUGAGCUGAAGAAGAAAGGCGAGGCCGCACAAGAGUGGGGACUUGGCUUAGCAUUCGGACCUGGAAUCACCUUCGAAGGCCUUCUCAUCCGCAGCCUCACCUCUCCCUGA
This is a messenger RNA of Camelina sativa (false flax), 1158 nucleotides long. The record is from RefSeq and is a predicted model, not a curated record. NCBI's taxonomy places the organism in Eukaryota, Viridiplantae, Streptophyta, Magnoliopsida, Brassicales, Brassicaceae.